AUGGGUUUUGCAGGUGCAUCUGUUUCAGCUGCUGUUGGAGCACAUGUUGAGACUGAUAGUAAUGAGCAGCAGAUUGAAGUGCAGCUGUUUAUUCACAAAACUGGAGGACCUGCUGAGGUAGAUAACCAUAAAAAGUGGAAGCAAGCUCUGGCCACAAACAACAAGACCUGGGCAGUAAUUGACAGAGGACUCACUUUGACUCCAAUUUGGGAAAUCAUCAAGUCAUCACAUAUGAAUGAUUUCAAGGAUACAAUAAGACUAUGCAGAUUCCUUAUGAAUGCCUACAAAGAAAUUACAGGCCAGGAUUCAGAGCCAUGCUGGGGAGACAAAGAGCUCAGACUGAAGAAGGAGGUUGAGGAAAUGAUGCAGUCUGUGGAAAAAUGUCCUGCUUCCAAUGCUGAAAAGGGUUUAACUCAGUUACUUGAAAUGAAGAGAAGAAUACUGGAGGAGACACAUUCGUCCACGAUGUGGAUUCAAUGCCUCUCAAAUAAAGAGAUUCAAAAAUUUUUAAUGGAAGUUACAAUGGCACACAAUGAUAAAUACCUGAGAGUUCUGAUGCAGUCAGUGAUGGAAUAUCACUGCAAUGAUGUUGAAGAUUUCCCAAAUAGAUCCGUGAUUUUGAAAUGGAUUAAUGAACAGACACAGGUCCAUGAAACAAAAAGUGACAUUAUCACAUCAGUCUCUAACUUCUCUGAGCUGGAACCUCUCCUAAAAACAGUCAGAGAUAAUCUACAGAGCAAUCCUUCACAAGAAACAAAAAUAUCUGCUACUUGCACAGUUACCAAUGCUUUUAAUUCAUUUUUUGCACAUUUGGAGAAAAGUGGCCAUGGUGACUUGUUGCUGCUUCUUCAGUCAGUGAUUUGUCUUGUGGGUUACAAGAGAGAAACAUUUGAUCCCAUCAUUGGUUUGCCUGAAGUUGACUUUUUAUUAGAAAGACUAUCAGAGGUACAUAGAACUUACUGUGCUCUGAGGGAAAUGAGUCUGGAGAAGGCCCAAGCUUACACGUUGCUCACAAUUUUGACUGUGUCCCAUGACGGAUGGAAAGUGUCCCCUUUGGACAAAAAAGAGAGACUUGAAAGGUAUAUGCUGAAAAUGGAUUCGGUGACUUUGCCCGCAAUAACUGCAGUGAUUAACUGCUUUGAAGUCCACAAGAGAUGGAAAGAACUUGAGGGACAAUUGAUGUCUCUGACUGGAAGAAAAACAGUGGAAGAACAGGCAAUCAUAUCUCAGAAAACAAUUGAAGAUUUGCAAAAGUCUGUUAAUGUUGCAGGCACAAGUGUUAAACAUCAAAUUCAGCGUGAAGAACAAUUUCUUGAUUUAGAAAACUGGCGGGAUCAAGAAUGUAGAAAGUUGCUUGAGCGACUGGAUCUUCUGAAAUAUUACCCACGAAAGAUAACAACAGCUGAUCUUCUUCUAAUUCGCAGCAUGUCUGUUAAGACAAGUGUAGAUAUGACAGAAAGUGAGCUUUGGACUCAGUACAUCUGUAAACUCAUGGUGCUGGACAGAAAUGUAAGAUAUCUCUGCUGCAAAAAUGCUAAAUCUGAUGUGUCUGUUCAUGACAGAAAGACAAGUGAUUAUUUCAGUUUUGAAAGUGAAACUUGUUUCAGUAUUCCUAAUGAAGAGUCACAUAUCCACCCCAUGGAUAUUCAUAUGGCUGUUUUUCACUGUGCAGACAAUUAUGCCCGGCAGCGUAUUUUUGCACAGCUCACUUCAUGCCAAUUUGCGGUGCCUCUCCUGGUGCCAGAUCCCUCCACUCAAGAAAUUGAAGUUCCACUGUGGGCACUUCAACAGAUUAAAAAAACGUGGCAAUCCAAGAGUCACUCUGCACAGACAGGGGGAAAUGUGUUGCACCACAAUAAAUAUAUAAUCAGUGUUCCAGUUCCAGUUGUCUCUUUCAUUAGACUGGGAACAUCUUCAAAUUCAAAAUCUGAAAUCCUGAAUGGCAUCAUCAACAGAAAGAAGCACCCAACAUUUUUCAGCCGUCAUUGCAGUGGAAGCACAAACGGCAGACUGCUGCUUGAUGGGGUCACAGAGAUUUCUUGGUACUGCCCUGGAGGGAAGGAGAAUGACAUUUUUGAAAAUUGUAUCGCAUUCAUUAAUCUCCAUGGGGAUGCUGUUCACUUUCCAAAACAGUUGGAGUUUCUGUGCAGAGUCAGCACAGUCAUUGUUCUCCUGCUCUCUGAAAAUCCACUAGAACCUGAGGCAAAGAAGACAGCAGACAGUUUAUUGGAGGCCCCUCCUAAACUGGUCACAUUGUUCUCAGGAGCAGAGAAAACUGCCAGGAGAGAGCACUUAAGAGUCGCUGCUAAAAACAGAAAUGAGGCUGAACUGACAGAGGAAAUCAUCUCUAGUCUGAAAUAUUGUCUGUCAGGUCAUAAGGAGAUGCAGAGUGUGGAGAAUCACAUCGCUAAAGCAAUAGAGCAAGGACUACUUAAAGACACAAAGGAUGAGCUAUUGCAUGAGGAGGAGCCACAGCGUUUGUAUAUGUUGCUUGAUCUUGAAAAGCAUCUUGAUGAACUUUUUAGAGAUGUUGUUGUUGAACUUAAAAAGCAAUACCACUUAAAAUGGGCUGCAAGCAGACAAACUGUAAAAACCAAAGAAGAUUUUGACAUUGAGCUGACAGACUCCCUAUCUGAGAUAGGUAAGAAAAUUAAAUCUGCCACAUUUGGACUUCAGCAUAUAAUACGCGAAAUUGCACAGAUUUAUGAAGCUUUUAAAAGUGUUGGACAAAUUGAGGAUUGUUACAAAAUGGAUGUAAACAAACUCCCUACAAUAGCGGCUGAGAUCCUGUUGUCUGGGUACCCAUUGGAACUGAUGGAUGGAGAUGUCAAUCAUGUACCUCUAGAUUGGAUUAGCGCUGUUCUCAAGGAGCUCCUGAACAAACUUGGGGACAGACAAAUAUUUGUCCUCUCUGUUCUUGGAGCCCAGAGCUCUGGGAAAUCCACACUUCUGAACACAAUGUUUGGUCUACAGUUUCCUGUAAGUGCUGGACAGUGCACGCGAGGGGCAUUCAUGCAAUUACUCUCUGUAGAUGAAAACAUGAGAGACCAAGUUCACUUUGACUUUAUACUGGUUUUGGACACGGAGGGUUUACGAUCACUCCAACACUCUCACAAGACUGUCAGACAUGACAAUGAGUUGGCCACUUUCAUUGUUGGUAUAGGUGACUUAACUAUUGUCAAUAUCAUGGGAGAGAAUCUGUCUGAUAUUCAAGACAUUCUUCAGAUUUGCUUUCAAGCUUUUGUGAGAAUGAAAUCAGUGAAAAUAAAGCCAAGGUGCAUUUUUGUCCACCAGAAUGUAUCUGAGUCAAAUGCUAAGGACAAAAACCAAGAGGGAAGGCGGCAGCUUGUAGAGAAAUUAGAUGAGAUUUCCAAAAUGGCUGCUGAGGAGGAGAAUCUGAAAGUUGAUGGCUUCAGUGACAUAAUACAAUUUGAUGUAGACACACAGGUGUUUUAUUUUAAGAAUCUGUUUGAAGGGGAUCCACCAAUGGCUCCUCCUAACCCUUCAUAUAGUUGGAAUAUUCAGGAGCUUAAGACCAAAAUCCUCUCAAUUUCUGAAUGGCAGCCAGGUUGCAAGUUCCCCACCCUUUCAGAGUUACAAAUGAGGAUCUCUGAUCUUUGGAAUGCACUGCUGAAAGAAGACUUUCUGUUCCACUUCCGCAAUACUCUGGACAUAGCUGUGUAUAACAAACUUGAGUAUCAGUGUGGAAAAUGGUCAUGGGAAUUAAGAAAACAUGCUCUGGAGACUCAAAACAAUUUGCAUCACAAAAUCAUGGGUGGUGAGUUAAAAAGCAUUGAUGCAAGGCAAAUAAAUGACAGCUUAGAUGAGAUCUACCACCAACUAAAACUUCAUGUAGAGAAUUACUUCAAAGAAAACAAGCAUGCAGAUAUCUUGGUUCAGUGGAGAACAAGCACCAACACAAGACUUUACAACCUGAAAAAUGAACUUUUUGAGGAAACAAAAGUGAAAGCAAAAGAGUUUCUGGUGACAAAAGAAAUAUGUAAAGAGAUAGACAAAAGGAAAGCUGAGUAUGAAGCUGAACUUUUUAACAAAAGCAAGGCCCUUGCCUCUGACCUCGGAGCAAAUACACUUAAUGAUGAAGAACUAAGGAAUCAGUUCAGCAAGCUGUGGACGGCAUUGGUAACCAAAGUGUCAGCAGAGAAACCUACAACCUCAGAGAAUCCUAGCAUCCAAAGUCUUGUGGAACACAUUCUGACGGAACGCUUCAUGAAGAACACUCACUUAAUUCGAGAAGACAAGGGAGUCUUCAGGUUUGAUGUGGACAAACAUGUUAAGUUGUCACAUAAACAGUCAAUUACAACAUUAAGGGGAAUGUUCAACAUUAAUAACUUGACUGCUGAAGGAAACAGUCUGACAAAAGAAAUAGAAAACCACAUAGAUGCAUUGAUUGCUGAGAGAGAAAGAGAAAAGUUGGAUGUGGGACAAGCUUUUAUUUAUGAGCUUUUGAAUGAAAUUGAAGAUGUCAUUGGUAAACACCAAGCAUCAAGUGAAAUAAAGCUGACAGAAUUAUUCAAGGAUCACAUUUCUAUUCACGUGUGCAGUAAGGUAGUUCCCAAACUCACAGAAAUAGAGGCGAAUUUCAAGAAAUUCAAUGAUCCUCUGACAUAUCUCAACAGUCUUAAGGAAGAUUAUUUUGAGAUUUUCAGACACUUUUGUAAAGGUGCAACAUCAAUCAGUCUUCUUGUUGAUGUUCUCGGUAUCCACAUCAAAUCAACUCUUUUUGAGGCAGUUUUUGACAAAGCCACGAUUCAGAUAGUUGAGAAGUUAAAGUCCAGCCACCCAGUUUUCAGUGGACCAAAGUCAUGCUUGGAAGACCAUAUCCUGAAAUAUCUUGCCAGUAAAGAGGAUUUUAGCUUGUACAUGGAAUACAUCCAGGAGCCAAAAAAGUUUACCAGAACAUUUAUCACAGAACAAGUUGAAGGGUAUCUCAGUGAUGCAAGUAAGGUUUUGGGACUGCUCAAAUCAACUUUGUCACAAAUAAUAGACAAGGUGUUGAUUGAAAACAGUAAGAUAACAGCAAAAAUCGAAGAGACAGGAGCUGAUACUUUCACAUGGAUAAAGGAAUUCUCUUCAAAACUAAGAAAUGUCAUGUCUGUCUCAACUUUUGACUUCAGUGACAUUGAGAAUAUUCAGCUUCUUGAAAAAGAUGUGAAGUUUCUGAAAGAGUCAGUUGCUAGUUUGCUUGCAAAGAUACGCAGUGAUGGAAAGGAAGACUUAGAGAGCAUGCUGACCUCUUGUCCCCCUCUAUUUGCAAAGAUGCGCAAUGAUGGAAAGGAAGACUUAAAGAGCAUGCUGACCUCUUGUCCCCCUCUAUUUAGGUUCAGAAACAGACUGGGUGACAUUUUGUUCAAAGAGAUGUCUGGAUGCUGGGAGCAAUGUCCUUUUUGCGGUGCAGUGUGUACCAAUUCCAUCCCUGGCCAUGACACAGAUCACUCUGUUAAAUGGCAUAGAUCAAUCAUUGUUAAAUUACUGGAAGGCCCCCUGCCACAACCAGUUCCAGAGCUGGAGUCCCAGCUGGAACCAGAUCUAGAGCCCCUGAGGUUGUGGGAGCAGUGA
Chanos chanos (milkfish) is the source of this 5577-nucleotide messenger RNA. RefSeq names its product interferon-induced very large GTPase 1-like. The transcript is spliced from 3 exons. The coding region runs from base 1 to 5577 and encodes 1858 amino acids. NCBI's taxonomy places the organism in Eukaryota, Metazoa, Chordata, Actinopteri, Gonorynchiformes, Chanidae. The record is from RefSeq and is a predicted model, not a curated record. Gene Ontology annotation, molecular function: GTP binding.